This is a messenger RNA of Dendrobium catenatum, 1024 nucleotides long. RefSeq lists its product as uncharacterized. Bases 16 to 720 code for a protein of 234 amino acids. The record is from RefSeq and is a predicted model, not a curated record. The transcript is spliced from 2 exons. Lineage: Eukaryota; Viridiplantae; Streptophyta; Magnoliopsida; Asparagales; Orchidaceae.
AAUAGAACCGCCGAGAUGGAGCGAAGCCGAAAGGCGACGAGCUCAAAGAAGUUUACAAUGGCGGAGGAUGGGACCAUCGCGGUGAGCUUACCUUCAUCCCCUUACAGCAAGAACGCCUCUCCCUUCUCCUCUUCCUUCCGCUUCCUAGGCUUCGCCGACCAUCCGAACUCCUCUCCAAUCCCCGGGAACCACUAUGAGCUCGACGAAGGCGACGUCGUCUGGUCGCCGGACAUCUACUCUGAUCUCUCAUCUGUAAUUGAGCAGCCGACCCCGACCAUCCCCUCCUCCCCCAUCAGCGAUUCUUCACCCGUCUCCCCCUGCGAUCACCGAAGCCUCCCUUUCCUAUCGGAGAAAUUAGGGCUCGCCGUUGCCCUAACGGAGGAUCGCAGGCCGCUGAUGCAUCAUCGCCGGUCGGUGGCCAACGUGCCUAUGAGAAAACGGCUACCGGCGGAGGUCAGUGAGGUCUUCCAUCAAUCGGCGCCGGUGAACGUACCGGUUUGGCCGAAAGGACGGCGAAUGCCUUCCGGAAUGUUGAUGGAAGUUGUUGACGGCGAGGUAGAGGACGAUCCCGAGGACGAGAUGCUGCCGCCGCACGUGAUCGUUGCGAGAUCGCACGUGACGACUUUCUCUGUUUUCGAGGGAGUGGGGAGAACCCUGAAGGGUAGGGAUCUCUGUCGGGUGCGGAACGCCGUGUUUCAGAAAACGGGCUUCCUCGAUUAGUUGCUAUGAGUACUACUUGCUGUGAUUGUGGGAAUGGAAUUCUUCUUGCUUGAGAUGCAUUGCUGAGCUCAUCGCUUAUUUUAGCGAGCUUUGUUGACUCCACCGUCCAGAAAUUAUUCUGUGCGGAUGGGGGACGCAGCGCUACAUCCGAAUGUCGUGGUACCGAGAGCGACGGUAUAUCGAGCUGAGGUACCGAACAGUAUUAAGCUACAGUACAGUAAAAAAGUGACGUGACGCAUUCUGAUUGGCCUCUAUACGACGUAGAUAUGAAUUGAGUCAUUAUUAGAGAUAUAAAUUGAGCUCA